Polyodon spathula (Mississippi paddlefish) is the source of this 2724-nucleotide messenger RNA. RefSeq lists its product as uncharacterized. NCBI's taxonomy places the organism in Eukaryota, Metazoa, Chordata, Actinopteri, Acipenseriformes, Polyodontidae. Bases 75 to 974 code for a protein of 299 amino acids. The transcript is spliced from 3 exons. The record is from RefSeq and is a predicted model, not a curated record.
UAAGUUGCGGACAGAACAAGAUCUUUGGGUAAACUGUGGCUGCUGUGUAAUUUUUGGUUGCACAAUUAAAGGACAUGUCGGGACUGUCCGAAAAGGAGACAGAGGGCUGUAAAGCGAUACUAAACUCUCUGUCGAAGGUGGAGUUGUUUGCUCUGAAAGAUACCGUGACAAAUAGGAUGAUUACAGUCGAGAGUGUGAAAGAAGCAGUGCAGGCCAUCAUAAGUUACAGCCAAUGUGCAGAGGAAUUGUUGAAACGCAAGAAGGUGCACAAAGAGAUAAUUUUCACAUACCUGGCUGACCAAGGAGUCGUCAUUCCUCCAAAUGCAGAAAAGCACGUGCUUGUUAAGAAGGCACUGGAGCACUGGAAGACCCCGAAGCCCAUCGUGGAGGUGAGAAAACCAGUGGCAGAAGUUGAAACAGAUAAUGAAGUACACAGAGAGAGAGGGAACGCCAAGAGCUGCGAUUACCAGGUUUUAGGGGAGGAGUUUUGCAAGUGGUUCUAUCGGAUCCUCAACUCCCAGAAUCCUUCACUGGAGCUGGUGCCACAAGAGUGGGGCCCCCAGCACUUCUGGGAGGACGCCAAACUCAAGUUCUGCUACAGCACCUCAGAGCAGCAGUCUGAGGAGUACCAGGGGGCAGAGCUGGUCAGCCUGCGCCUUCUUGCACUUGUAAGAGACGAGCUGCUCUUCUUUAACCCCAACCUGGAUGCAAACGGGCUGAAAUGUGUGUCUUCUCCCCACGGACUGGUUAUGGUGGCGGUAGCUGGAACCAUUCACAGGAACACUGCCUGUUUGGGCAUUUUUGAACAAGUCUUUGGUCUUAUCCGUGCUGCUAUUGGAAACAGCAGCUGGAAAAUAAAGUCUGUGAACUUAAAUAUCACAGGGCAAAAUGUUGUGGAAGAUGGGGAGGCUGAGCACCAGCCACUGCCUACAUUAACAUACCAGUCCAGCGAACUACAGGGCUUCUACGGAUGACCAUGUCCACAGUCCCCCCCAAGAGUGGCUGCCAAAAUAUGUCGGCCAUAUAUUGCAAGAUAGGGGGAAAGUAAAUGUUAUAUACUGUUCAUGCAGGCUUUGUUUAAAGGCAUUACUCAUUUAUGUUGCAGAGUAGAAUUUAUGAAAUAAAACUUGCAUGCGUUUUGGAAGUUUCACUGAGAUCAGGUUUUUUGUUAUCCAGUAUUUUGUCACUGCCGUGACUGAGGAACUCCAGCAUGUUGCUGUCAGCAAUAACUGUGGUUGCUGUUAAACACAUGGAAAUUAUCAGUUUUAAUGUGGUCAGGCUGGGUUGAUCUAGAAACAUGAUCUUUCCCUGGUAAGUUUGUUUUUUCACAAUUCACUUAUAGCUUUAAACACUGGAAAACAUUUUUUUUUUGUCUCCCAUCCAAACCCAGUGAGGCUCCUGGAGAGAUCAUCCGCAACUUCCAGACCACUAUGUGACAACCAGGGGGAUUCUGGUGACCACAAAAGACCCUCAUAGACACUUACCAACCAGCCUCUUAAUUCAUUUUUCUUAAAGUCUAUUUUAACCUGGUGGGAUAAAACUAAAAGGUAAUGACUUGACCCCUGAUUGAAGAUGAUCAUAAUAGUAGUUUCCAAUAGUAAAGUAUUUCCUGCUAAAAACAAAACAAAUCAGUCUAGUCACACCAUUCUGUAUUAAUCAAGCUGGUUAAUAUGUUGAGCCAAGCGAAGUAAACACAUUUUUCGGCUAGUCAGUGUCUUCAUGAGCCAAUACCUAAUUUUAUGAUUGAGUGGUUGAAGCAGUGGCGUAUAUAAUCUCUACUUUCUCUGGAAGCAGUAGUUUGGUGAAAGAUGGCUUGCAUUUAUUAACAUUUUUAUUGUAUUCAACAGCAAAGAAUGGUAAGUUGAGUGAAGAACUGUCCGUAAACCUGCAUUGUAGCAAAGGAGCAGAAGGGUGUGUGGACAAAGGGGACGAAUACUUGGCACGUCCGCUCACAUUUUCAACCUGAAUUUGUGUGGGCAUCUCAAAGAUGCCUUCUGUACAGUAGAGAGGACGAUACAGGUCCAUUAUCUGGGCUUCCAUGGUUUCUAGUAUUUGCAAAAUGAUUUUGCAGGUGAGGCUUUCCUUGUCAGGAGAACAAUUGUACUGUUAAACACAUCCAAUGAUCAGCAGCUAAGAAUAGAAAGAGGUACUUUUAUCAGAAAGAGGAAGGUGAGGUCUUGGAGAAUGAAAGCUUUUCCAGGAAUCGUGAGUGUCAGCCCACACCAUCAAGAGUAGGGUCUUUAUUUUCCUUCAAAGUAUACAUGCCACUACAUGUCUGCCAAGUUCUGUUCAAUUCAGACAAGGUUAAAAAUAAGGCUUUUUGGACUUGCAAAUCUUAAGGUAGGAUUCCGCAUCGGCAUGAUAGCAGUAAGAGGCCAGGUGCAUUCCUUAAACAUCUGGUAAGGAACAGUAAAGCAGUACUCAGUGCAGGGGGGGAUUCUAAGACAGAGUCGUCUACUUUGGUUACUAAUGGUUUUGCCAAACUGGUCUGUAAUCUUCAGUUAUUACAACCUUUUUUAAAAAAAUAACAAUGUGAUUUAUUGUUUAACAUUUUUACUUAAAAAAAUCCUUUCACAUGUUUUUGUUAGUUAUAAGUACAGUAAAAGUAUUGCAUUCAAAUGUUGGAAGGGAGUCAUAUGACCAAUAACUGAAGUCAAGCGCACCACUGAGGUGUGAGUUAUGAUUUUGCUUUACAGUGUGACUUUUAAAUACACGCAUUUAAUG